CAUCAGUUCGAGUUUGUUUUGCAACGUGAAAUGUUUCUUUCUAUUUCGGUGCUGUUGGCAGCAGCGGGAAUAAUUAGUGGUUUCGAAGGCGAUCCUCCUCCGGGGACGUAUUACGCAAGCUACCGUCUACCGAACGAAACAGUUCCGAACCAUUACAACCUACAGUGGAGAACGGAAGGCCACACAGGCAACGGCAGCUAUGAAGGAUCAGUACAUAUUUAUUUCGAUGUUCUACAAGCAACCAACCGAAUCGUUCUCCAUUCUAGUAACCAAACGAUACAAAGUGUUCGUUUAUAUCGAUCCGUUGAUGGGACAAUUAGUGACGAGCUCCAGAAACCAUCAAUCGUAGUACUGCCUGACAAUGAAAAGUUAGUUUUCGAAGCAGUUGACAUCCUGCAAAGCGGCAACUAUAUGAUGGUGAUCCAUUUCAACGGAACUGCACGGGAAGAUGAAAAUGGCAUUUUCUUGAGACGUUACAAUGACAGCAACAACAUCCACCAAUACUAUAUUGCAGCCCAUUUCGAACCGAUCUAUGCCCGAAGAGCAUUUCCUUGCUUUGAUGAACCAUCUCUGAAAGCCACCUUCAACAUCUCUAUCGUUCAUCAUAAAUCACAGAUCGCAGUCUCCAAUAUGCCUUUGACUGAGCAACUGCCAUACAACAAGGAUUAUGUUGUAUCACACUUUCAACAAAGCCCCAGAAUGUCAACGUAUCUUCUGGCGUUUGUCGUUUCAGGUUUUACCCGCAAAGCUGCCGGAAUCCAAUCCGUUAUGACUCGCACGGAGGUGAUAGAAAACACUAGCUAUUCUAUGCAAGCCGCGGAACGCAUGCUCAAAGUACUGGAAGAAUACACUGCCUUUCCAUACACCCGGAUGAUGCCUCAACUGACGCAUCUUAUCAUGCCAAUAUCAACCUAUUGGCAAGCAACAGAAAACUGGGGAUUGAUUUUUUACCAGGAAAAGUACUUUCUGUUUGAUCCAUCGGCACAAGGCAACCGCCAGCUUCGUUUCGAAAUAUUGAAAAUAAUCUCUCACGAGCUAACGCACCAGUGGUUCGGUAAUCUGGUUACUCCAGCCUGGUGGAAUUAUGUUUGGCUUAAGGAAGGAUUUGCCACAAUGUACGAAUUGUACAUCCUGCAGGCAGUUUACCCCACGGAGCCGUUCAUGGUUUUAUUUAACGGGAAAGUUAUGCAGUACGCAUUGCAAGAUUCCACCGAUAGACCACCGAUUGCUCGAAAUUGCACUAGCAGCGCCGAAAUCGAACAAAUCGAUGUAAUAUCAACCUAUCAAAAACCAGCCAGCAUACUGAAUAUGUUCCGCCUGGUGGUGGGAGAUGACAGAUGGCGGUUGGCUGUGCGGAAUUUCUUGAAGCACCGAGCAUUCGACUCCGUGACGCCGGAGGAUUUCUACGCCGAGCUUGAGCUGGCUGUUGGAGGUGAUCGUCCGUUUCCCGCAGGACACACGGUGAAGCAAGUCUUCGAUUCCUGGAUACAGCGGCCAGGAACGCCGAUAUUGAACGUUCGAAGGCUGUAUUCUAACGAUAAAGUGAUUAUUUCUCAGCAACGAAUAGAGCCCUGUGUCGACGAACACAGCCAGUGGAUAAUUCCUUACGAUUAUGCAUACAAGACAGAGCAUUUUCACGAACACGGACCCAUGCACUGGUUGACGACUCAGGCAGAGAUGAUAAGAGUGGCGGCUUCCGAAGCUGAGUGGAUUGUGUUCAAUAAGCAGCAGUUUGGAGUCUAUCGUGUGAAUUACGACGACCGAAAUUGGCAGAUGAUCAUCGACGCGCUCCGGAAAGACGUGUCCAGCAUACAUCGACUGAACCGAGUGCAGCUGCUGAAUGAUGCAUUCUAUUUGUUUUUGGUGAACAAAGUGGAUGUUACAACUUUGCUGGGUUUGAUGACCUGUCUUCGGGACGAGUGGGAAAACGUGGUGUGGCAGAGUGCUGUUGAAGUGCUUAACUAUUUCUGUACGGAACUUCUUACCUCCGAACACGGCAUACAGGUCAAGGCCUUUUUCAGGCACCUCAUCGAACCUUUUUACAAGAGUAUUCUGGCAGCCGAUAACAAUCUUAUAUCCGAUGUUUUUUCGCUUCGCAAAUCAAUCACCGAGUUGUCCUGCUUCCUAGGAAACGAAAAAUGUCGACUCCAAGCGAAAGAAGCACUGAAACAAGCUGCUCAAACUAACAUUCCGGUGCCAGCGGCGGAUUAUAAGACAGUUUAUUGCUUCGGGCAGCAAAACUCCAGCGAUUUUGAAUUCAAUUGGCUGAUAAGACAAUUUCGGGACGCCGUCGGUGGUAAAGCACGAAACGAACUGCUAUCGGUCAUUGCCUGUUCGGAUAGAGCCGAUCAUCUGUUGAAGCUUAUUGUUGAGGCACAUAACGUCAGCCUGGAUGACGACGAUGAAUGGUGGAAGUUGUUCGAAAGCUUCGUUACCGGAAUGGAGGACGGAUUUGCGUGCAAACAUUUCGCUACCGUUAUGAAGAUGUUAGGGAACGGACCAAUAGCGAAGCGUUUACUAUCAGGUGAACAGUUUAGAGCGGCAAUCUUGUGUAUGGCGGAUGAAGCAACUACGGCAACAGAACAGGAGCGGCUGGUAGGACUAGUGAAAACAUUCGAGCUGCCGGCUGUUACGGAGGAUCGGUUUCGAAAGUACUUCAAAAGUUUGUCGGAUAAAUUCAAGACUGCCAAGUAUUUGGUGAUGUUCGAGUUUAUCGAUGAUUAUAUGCGAAAAUUGAAUGAUGUUUUGUAAUUUUUUGUGUAUAGUAAAUAUUAUAAAUUAUUAAUAUAGUUCACUCUCCCAUUGCAUUGUUCGAAUAAUUCAGAAGAGACGUGAAAGUACCCCGUGCAAUAUACUUCUUUCAACGGAAACAUUGCAAUAUAAAAUAUUAGCAUUAGAACUCUAAAUAAGUUUCUGACAAAGUUUAAAUUAAACGUUCAGAAUAAAGUAACCGACAAAGCUCCACGUUUUUCGCUUUUAAAUGAGAAAAAAAAAUGAUCAAAAUUUAGAAAAUCUGAAAUCAACAAUAGAAACUAUAGAAAUUACAGGGACACAAAAUUCUUUAUUUACAACCAUACAUUACGCGUUCAGUUAGUAUGGCUAGUUAUGUUAUGGGGUCAACAUUUUGCUCACAAAAAAUAGCUUACACUCUCUGUCAAGAAAUAUAAACAUCAAAAAGUAAAUCCAGUGCCUACCUGUAGUGAGAAGGAAGCUUUCGGCGUUGAAGGUACUGCGUUGACGGUCGAUUUCCGCUGCAAAUACAGGAUACCGGCAAGGAAAAGGCGAAUCGUGUGUUAGAAAGUUAGCGAUGUUUUUAGAGAAAUUAAAAUGUUAGUCUUGAGCGCGGAACAC
Messenger RNA from Wyeomyia smithii (pitcher-plant mosquito), 3351 nucleotides. RefSeq names its product aminopeptidase N-like. Bases 31 to 2751 code for a protein of 906 amino acids. NCBI's taxonomy places the organism in Eukaryota, Metazoa, Arthropoda, Insecta, Diptera, Culicidae. Gene Ontology annotation, biological process: peptide catabolic process; proteolysis. Gene Ontology annotation, cellular component: cytoplasm. The record is from RefSeq and is a predicted model, not a curated record. The transcript has 2 exons. Gene Ontology annotation, molecular function: zinc ion binding; metalloaminopeptidase activity; peptide binding.